CCCUCCCGCCCCAUCCCAACCCGAAUCGUGGAGGCUGCGGCCGCCAAAGUGCCGCCGCGGCUGGCGGCCCCUGACCACUAGCCGGGGACCAACAGCGCCACACGAGCGAGGAGGGGGAGAGGGAGUCUGUCUGCAAAGUGCUGCUCCCUGGUGCUCAGAGGCGGCUGCUCCAGCUCCAACUCUCAUUCAUUUCGCCGGUUAACAUGAGAGAUCAUGGCCGCCUUCGGGCUUCUCAGCUAUGAGCAGAGACCGCUGAAACGCCCCCGGCUCGGGCCGCCGGACGUCUACCCGCAGGACCCCAAGCAGAAGGAGGAUGAACUUACCGCUGUGAAUGUAAAGCAAGGCUUCAACAAUCAGCCCGCCUUUACUGGAGACGAGCAUGGCUCGGCUAGAAAUAUUGUAAUUAACCCGUCAAAGAUUGGAGCUUAUUUUAGCAGCAUAUUAGCUGAGAAACUAAAGCUUAACACUUUCCAGGACACCGGAAAGAAGAAACCACAAGUUAAUGCUAAAGAUAAUUAUUGGCUGGUUACUGCUCGAUCCCAGAGUGCGAUUCAUAGUUGGUUCUCUGACUUAGCAGGAAAUAAACCACUUGCUAUUUUGGCAAAAAAGGAGCUGCCUCUGGCCAAGUCAGGUGUCCCUCAGGUUCCCAUCCUUAGUAAAAAAGAAGAUGUUUUUGCAUAUCUAGCUAAGUAUUCCGUGCCAAUGGUUCGAGCAACGUGGCUGAUCAAGAUGACUUGUGCCUAUUAUUCUGCUAUUUCUGAAGCGAAAAUUAAGAAACGUCAGGCUACUGAUCCCAAUUUGGAGUGGACACAAAUAUCUACCAGGUAUCUUCGAGAGCAGUUGGCCAAGAUUUCCGACUUUUACCACCUAGCUUCCAGCGCAGGCGAUGGCCCUGUCCCUGUGCCACCCGACGUGGAACAAGCAAUGAGGCAGUGGGAGUACAACGAAAAGUUGGCAUUCCACAUGUUCCAGGAAGGAAUGCUAGAAAAACACGAAUAUUUGACAUGGAUCUUGGAUGUGUUAGAAAAGAUCAGACCAAUGGAUGACGAUCUUCUUAAACUCUUAUUACCACUAAUGCUGCAGUAUUCAGAUGAAUUUGUCCAGUCGGCCUACCUGUCCCGCCGCCUUGCCUACUUCUGUGCCCGGCGUCUUGCGUUGCUGCUUAGCGAUGGCCCCAACCUCCUUGCCGCCCACUCGCCCCACAUGAUGAUAGGACCAAACAGCUCGGGCAUCGGGGCCCCCAGUCCCGGCCCUCCCGGCCCCGGCAUGAGCCCCGUGCAGCUGGCCUUCUCCGACUUUCUCUCCUGUGCACAGCAUGGCCCCCUGGUUUAUGGACUUAGUUGUAUGUUGCAGACUGUUACUCUCUGUUGCCCAAGUGCCUUGGUGUGGAACUACUCCACAAAUGACAAUAAGAGCGCGAACCCGGGCUCGCCCCUGGAUCUGCUGCAGGUGGCCCCCUCCAGCCUCCCCAUGCCGGGCGGGAACACGGCCUUCAACCAGCAGGUUCGGGCCAGGAUUUAUGAGGUAGAACAGCAGAUCAAACAAAGAGGCCGUGCAGUGGAAGUUCGGUGGUCUUUUGACAAGUGCCAAGAGUCAACAGCAGGGGUGACCAUCAGUCGGGUUUUGCACACGUUGGAGGUGUUGGAUCGGCACUGCUUUGACCGAACGGAUUCCAGCAAUUCAAUGGAGACACUUUAUCAUAAGAUUUUCUGGGCGAACCAAAACAAAGAUAACCAAGAGGCUGCCCCCAGCGAUGAAGCUGUGGUGACGCUGCUGUGCGAAUGGGCCGUGAGCUGUAAGAGAUCAGGCAAGCACAGGGCCAUGGCUGUGGCAAAGCUCUUGGAGAAGAGGCAAGCGGAGAUCGAGGCAGAGAGAUGUGGUGAAUCAGAGGUCUUAGAUGAGAAGGAGUCCAUUUCUUCAGCCUCUCUUGCUGGAUCUAGUUUGCCUGUUUUCCAGAAUGUUCUGCUAAGGUUUUUAGAUACACAGGCCCCCUCGUUGUCGGAUCCAAACAGUGAAUGUGAGAAGGUGGAAUUUGUCAACCUGGUGCUGCUCUUCUGUGAGUUCAUCCGGCACGACAUCUUCUCCCAUGACGCCUACAUGUGCACCCUCAUCUCUCGAGGAGACCUGUCCAUCACCGCCUCCACUCGGCCCCGGUCGCCAGCAGGAGAGCAUGCAGAUGAGCACUAUGCAAAGGACCAUGACGUGAAGAUGGAGGAACAGACUAUUAUGGCGCAUAUGGGCAUUGACUCAGGAACUCCUAAUAUUUUUGAUGAAGUAGACAAGAGUGACUUUAAAACUGACUUUGGUUCGGAAUUUCCAAUUUUUUCUCCCGUGCCUGGAGAGUCCUGUGAGAAUGCUAACCCUUCCCUGGGCAGAAGAAUGUCAGUUAACGGUGAGAAGCUGUUGAAGAGAGAAAAACCAAGGGAGUUAAUUUUUCCAUCUAAUUAUGACCUCCUACGACAUCUGCAGUAUGCAACCCAUUUCCCCAUACCUCUGGAUGAAUCUUCAAGUCAUGAGUAUAACCAGCGCACAAUCCUUCUUUAUGGAGUGGGCAAAGAGCGUGAAGAAGCGAGGCAUCAGUUGAAGAAAAUUACCAAAGAUAUUUUGAAAAUCCUAAAUAAGAAGAGCACCACAGAGACCGGGGUUGGAGAUGAAGGACAGAAAGCCAGGAAGAGCAAACAGGAGGCAUUUCCAACACUGGAGACUGUGUUCACAAAACUUCAACUCCUUUCAUAUUUUGAUCAACAUCAAGUGACAUCUCAGAUCUCUAACAAUGUGCUGGAACAAAUCACAAGCUUUGCAUCAGGAACAUCGUACCAUCUCCCAUUGGCUCACCAUAUUCAGCUCAUCUUUGAUCUCAUGGAGCCAGCACUGAAUAUCAAUGGCCUCAUUGACUUUGCAAUACAGCUCCUGAAUGAACUGAGUGUUGUGGAAGCCGAACUGCUCCUGAAAUCCUCCAGCCUGGCAGGAAGUUACACAACGGGACUGUGUGUCUGCAUUGUGGCCGUUCUCAGGAGAUACCACAGUUGUCUGAUCCUGAAUCCCGAUCAGACGGCCCAGGUGUUUGAAGGAUUGUGUGGUGUGGUAAAGCAUGUGGUGAACCCCUCAGAAUGUUCUUCCCCAGAAAGAUGCAUCUUAGCCUACCUCUAUGAUCUCUAUGUGUCAUGUAGCCACCUCAGAAGUAAAUUCGGAGACCUCUUCAGUAGUGCCUGUUCAAAAGUAAAGCAAACCAUAUAUAAUAAUGUGAUUCCUGCAAAUUCUAACUUGCGAUGGGAUCCAGACUUCAUGAUGGAUUUUAUUGAGAAUCCCUCAGCCCGUAGCAUCAACUACUCAAUGCUGGGCAAGAUCCUUAGUGACAAUGCGGCCAAUCGCUACAGCUUCGUCUGCAACACACUCAUGAAUGUAUGUAUGGGCCAUCAGGAUGCUGGAAGGAUUAAUGACAUAGCCAAUUUCUCCUCUGAGCUGACGGCCUGCUGCACUGUUCUCAGUUCAGAAUGGCUGGGAGUCCUGAAGGCUCUUUGUUGUUCUUCAAACCACGUCUGGGGGUUUAAUGAUGUACUUUGCACUGUAGAUGUGAGUGACCUUUCAUUCCAUGAUUCAUUAGCUACUUUCAUUGCUAUUCUGAUAGCACGACAGUGUUUCUCCCUGGAGGACGUCGUGCAGCACGUCGCUCUUCCCUCUCUCCUAGCCGCAGCUUGUGGCGAUGCAGACGCAGAGCCUGGGGCGAGAAUGACAUGCCGACUCCUACUUCAUCUCUUCCGAGCUCCCCAGGCCUGCCUAUUACCUCAAGCAACCGGCAAACCUUUCCCCGGAAUAAGAUCGUCCUGUGAUAGACACCUCUUAGCCGCUGCUCACAACAGCAUUGAAGUGGGAGCGGUGUUUGCUGUCUUGAAAGCAAUUAUGAUGCUUGGAGAUGCCAAAAUUGGCAGUAACAAUGUCAGCUCUUUAAAGAAUGACGACUUCACCAUGAGGGGUUUACGACGUGAUGGAAAUGCUGAUGAUAUCUGGACUGCCUCACAAAAUUCAAAAUCCUGUGGGAAAAGCAUUUCCAUAGAAACUGCCAAUUUAAGAGAAUAUGCUAGAUAUGUACUGAGGACUAUCUGUCAACAGGAAUGGGUAGGAGAGCAUUGCUUAAAAGAACCUGAAAGAUUAUGCACAGACAAAGAACUUAUUUUGGACCCUGUGCUCUCAAAUAUGCAAGCACAGAAAUUAUUGCAGCUGAUCUGUUAUCCUCAUGGCAUUAAAGAAUGUACAGAGGGGGACAACCUACAAAGACAGCACAUUAAACGCAUUCUUCAGAAUCUUGAGCAGUGGACCCUGAGGCAGUCCUGGCUGGAACUUCAGUUAAUGAUCAAACAGUGCUUGAAGGACCCUGGCUCUGGUUCGGUGGCUGAAAUGAACAACCUACUGGACAAUAUUGCCAAGGCAACAAUAGAGGUAUUCCAGCAGUCGGCCGACCUGAACAAUAACUCUUCUAAUUCGGGUAUGGGCCUCUUCAACCCAAACGGGAUUGGAAGUACCGAUACGAGUAGCACAAGACAGAAUGGAAUAAAGACAUUUCUAAGUUCCUCUGAACGCAGGGGCGUGUGGCUGGUAGCCCCCCUAAUUGCUAGGCUGCCGACUUCUGUGCAGGGAAGAGUGUUGAAAGCUGCUGGGGAGGAGCUGGAGAAGGGACAGCACUUGGGUUCUUCUUCAAAAAAGGAAAGAGACAGACAAAAACAGAAAAGUAUGUCUCUUUUGAGUCAACAACCAUUCCUCUCCCUGGUCCUUACCUGCCUUAAGGGACAAGAUGAACAACGAGAAGGCCUCCUAACCUCUCUGCAGAAUCAAGUUAACCAGGGUCUCCAGGUCUCCACGAAGCAGAAGGUGUCCCCGUGGGAUUUGUUUGAGGGUCAGAAGAACCCAGCUCCUCUGUCCUGGGCCUGGUUUGGGACUGUCCGAGUAGACCGGAAGGUCAUCAAGUACGAGGAACAGCAUCACCUCCUCCUGUAUCACACACACCCCAUGCCCAAGCCCCGAAGUUACUACCUCGAGCCGCUGCCCCUGCCCCCUGAGGAGGAAGAGGAAGGGCCUACAUCUCCCAUUUCUCAGGAACCGGAGAGGAAAUCAGCUGAGCUGUCAGAUCAAGGAAAAACCACAACAGAUGAAGAGAAGAAGACAAAGGGAAGGAAGCGCAAGACGAAAUCCAGCUCGAGAGUUGAUGAGUAUCCACAGAGCAACAUGUACCGAGUGCCUCCCAACUACUCACCCGUCUCCUCCCAGAUGAUGCAUCACCCACAGUCCACCUUGUGGGGCUACAACCUCAUGGGUCAGCCCCAGCAGCCCGGCCUUUUCCUUCAGAGCCAAGCUCUCACUCCAGGUGGCUCCAGGUUGGACCCCGCGGGCUCCUUUGUCCCCACCAAUACCAAGCAAGCUCUGUCCAACAUGCUGCAGCGGCGCUCGGGGGCCGUGAUGCAGCCGCCCUCCCUUCACGCCAUCACGUCGCAGCAGCAGUUGAUACAGAUGAAGCUUCUGCAGCAGCAGCAGCAACAGCGGCUUCUCAGGCAAGCCCAGACGCGACCUUUCCAACAGGACUUCUGUAACUCUGCUGUCUCCCUUCUGGAAGACUUUGACAACAUAAUGGAAUUUAAUGAAUGUGGCCAGCCGGGGGACCAGGCUGCUCUCUUUGCUGCUCAAGCACGGCCCUCCCCUCAGCUCCCCCAGUAUCCAGGUCUGCAGCAAGCACAGACCAUGCCCCAGGGCUAUACGAUGUACGGAACGCAGAUGCCUUUGCAGCAGACCCCUCAGCAGCAGGCUGGCAGCGUGGUCCUGUCUCCUACCUAUAAUUCCAGAACCUAUCCGGCUGCGCAUUCCAACCCGGCGCUAAUGGAAAGACUCAGACAGAUGCAGCAGCAGCCGCCGAGUGGCUACGUUCAGCAGCAGGCGUCGCCGUACCUGCAGCCCCUGAGUGGCUCUCAGAGACUGAAUCAUCAGUCGCUUCAGCAGAGCCCUCUGGUGGGUGGAGGACUGGAUGCGGUGCUGACUUCCGUGCAUCCAAACCUUCCCUCGGUGUCCCUGUCUCAGGACCCAGUGAGGCCCAGACAGCCACAGGUGCGACAGCAGCAGAGGCUCCUCCAGAUGCAGCAGCCUCAGCAGUCCUCGCAGCCCCAGGGUCAGACCCUCGGUCUCCAAACCAUGCAGCCCCAGCAGCCUCUGUUUCCCAGGCAAGGCUUGCAGCAGACCCAGCAACAGCAGCAGACGGCCGCUCUGGUGCGGCAGCUCCAGAAGCAGCUUUCCAGUAACCAGCCACAGCAAGGAGUGACGCCCUACGGGCAUCCUUCACACUUCUGAGUCUGGAAGAGGACAAAGACAUGAAGUUUUUUGUUUGCACUGAAAAAUAGAAAAUCACAUUUAAUGCAUUAGUCACCUUUAGAAAUGUCCCUUUGUUCUUUCAUUUCUUUGGCGUUUUCCUAUAUUUUACGCGACAUUUCAUACAAAGGCGUUUAAACAAAAUGUAAAGGAAAAGGUGUGGUUUGGGUUUGUUUCAUUCAAUUAGAAAGUAGGUUUAAAAAUGUGGAUCAUGUGGGCCUACGCCAGGAAGAGUUUGGUAGCAGACCUUUUGAAAUUGGUGCUUUUAUUGAAUCUCGUAGUUAUAGAAAGAAUGGAUUAUGGUGGAUUUUAAAUAUUUAUGUACUCAUUAAUGAUGAAGUUUGGUUUUUGGGGUUUUUUUUUUGUUUUGGGUUUUUUUUUUGCACACUGUGCCGGACCAAACUACUGAUUUGAAAGGCAUGUCAGAUCUUGACAGGAAAGCGACCCAUUUAUUCUGCAUUCACCUUUGGUGGCAAAAUGGACAUUUAUUUGCAUCGCUCUAAUUUGAAAUGUUUGUAAUUUCUUAAGCACUUUAUGAACUUUGUUCUUAUUUAUGUAGGAUUUUUCUUUGCUUUUGUUGUGGUCAAAAGGUGCUGAAACAGAUUGUUGCUUAGUACUUAAACUUCUUAGACCAAGAACUUAAACCAAGGCUUCUGUGAGAGCCACCCUAAGGUACGUGGAAGCCUGUUAGAAGUAGCUGUACUACUAAAUUUGUUUUCAGUGGCAAGAUCAUUGACCAGAGUCUUUGUGAAGGUACAACAUGUAAAUUCUAAAGGCCGGAACGAACCACAGUGGAAUUGUUCCAAUUAUUUGCCAGACUUGGCAAAAAUGACUCUGUCCAGUUUUGGUUCUCCUGAACCUUAUGCCAACUUGAGAAAAAAAUCUCGCAGCUGGCCUGAGAUUCCACAGUGCUCAAACUUGACAUGGUUUCCAGAGAAUCUGGCCCCCAAGUCGAGGGGGGCUCUGGUUUUCCUAAGAGAUGUAUUUGCUGUUUAUUUUGUAUGGUAAGUAUUUGCUAUUUUGAAUUUAACUAUUAAUGUUGGUGUCUGUCUUGGUUGUGUAUUGCAUAUACUGUAUUUAUAAAUUGGUGCAAAAAGCACAAGUAAAGUAAAUUAUACAUCAAAUUUAUUAUAAAGAAAUAGUAACUAUUUUAACUUUGUUCAAGUAUGUGGUAAUUUGCUCCUAUUAGAGUGAAAAAUACAGUAAAUUAUUAUCAGUUUGUGUAACUUAAGAGUAUUCCAUAUAAUAUUUUUUUAGAUUUAGAUGCAUAAAAUUUUGAAUGUGAAAAUUGCAGGGCAUUUUAACACAUGUGGGGGAUAUUUUCCCAUGUUCUGUGUUAAUUCACUUUCUUUUGCCAUGUGAAUUUACAUGUAACGUAGUCGAGCAUACUGUGAAUAGAUUUGUCUAUAAUGAGCAAACCAUGUAGAACUACUUUUUUUAAAUGUAGCUGGUACAACUUUAGUAGAUCAUUUCCUUUGCAAAUCAUUAUAUAAAUAAUUUAUAUCUUCCCAGGUGAGUUACUCAUUGCAAAAUUUGACUCAUGCAAAUGACCUCAAAUACGUGUCCGCUUACUUUGCUGUGGCAGCAUCCAUGUGAACUGCUUUGUACACUGUGAAACGAUUUCGCUCCAGCCCGCUCAUUUCAUGUUUACUCUGGGCUGGAAAAGACUUUGCCAAAACAUUAAAGACCAUUCUUUUCACUAAAUUAACAUGUUCUAUCUGCUUUCAGAAGAUGAAUCUUGACAUUUCAGCUGGUUUUGUAUAUCAGGGUUUUUCUUUUGGUUUUUGGUUUUUUUCCCUCUUGAGAGUCAUACUUAGAGCUCAUGAAGUUAUUUUUUCUUCAAAGUAAUCUGUCAUAUAAUGACUGCCUUGGCAAAACAACUGAAAUGUGAAUGUCGUGCCUAGUGAGUACCAGUCAUGUUCUGUCCUGAUUGUUGUUUUACUUCUUCUCAAGAAUUACUGGUGUUUAAAAUGCCACUUUUCAGUUUGAACCAUAUAUAUUUGUAGCUCAGUAUUGCAAACAGAAGUAAGACUGUUUCAAGAAUGAGUGUUAUAAUUGCAUAGCAUUUGUAUGCACUUUAUAUUUUGCAGAAGUUAGUGAAAUUAAUUUAUUAAUCAUUUUGCACUUGAAAGCUGUGGGACAUAGCUUUUUGUUGCUGUCGUCUCCUUUUUUUUUCCGGUGGGAAAGCUAAGAUAUGGUAAGGCCCUAUAAUUCGACGAUUCUACAGAGAGUUGAGGAAAAACCUAGAACUGGUUUUCCCCUGUGUCCUAUACAGAGAGAAACUGGAAUUUUCAAUCUAUUCUUAUCAUAUUUCCUCCCAUUUAAUCCUCUCUCCUGAGAGUUUUCUUUUUCUUUUUUAGAAUAUGCAUUGAUUUGUCUUGAAAUGAUCACAAAGGAAAGCCCUGUCCUUCGGCAGAACCUGGUAAUUUGCUUGGUGAGACAAAGAGGAAAUUAUCUUAGGAUAAGAUGGAGACCCCAGUUCCCCUUAAAGACUUUGAAAUAGAAUGGAGUUGGACAUAAGAAGCCCUUAGAUAUGCCUGUUUACAUAGUAGGCUUCUUCCUAGUAGGGUUACAUUUGUCCUCUUUUUUUUAAUUCCUCUUGGUCCGGAAGUAGAAUGAGAUCACUGUUAGAACGAGUAGCCCUUGACCGCUUAUGGCCACAGGAUACCAACAUCAAAGAACGUAGGAAUCAGGUCACCUCUUUAGGUGGGGCAAGCUGAAAGUUGGUGUGAUGAAAACAAAAUGAAGUGAGUCCCCCCCCACCCCCAUCUCAACUGAUUGACAGGGAAAAAUGUAAUUCUCGGUUUUGUGUGCUGAGCUAUCUGAGCAAGACCUAUGGCAUUUUCUUCUUUUUCAUUUAUUAAGUCUCCUAUAAGUCUUCUUAAAUAAUAAGCAAGUAUUUGAAUAGAUGCUGGAGAAAUUACACUGGAAAAUCCUAGCCUCUAGAGUUAGAAAAGCUGAAUCAUAUUGUCCCUUAAAUUAAUUCAGGUUGAAUUAAGCAUGUAAUAUAAAUAAAUUCAGUGAAUUACAAAAAGCAACAUUUUGUAUAGGGUUGAUCAAAUUUUAACUACAGUGAAACUCCAUUAUAUGUAUUCGGUCUAGAUUUUCCCAAACAUUUCCCUGUCACAAAGGAUUAUUACCUUAUAGAAUAGACGCUCAUAGAGCAAUGAUUCCUCCUAAGAAAAUUUUUCCUUAUAAACAAACAGUUCCAAACCAGGGGUGCCUGAGCUAGAUUUUGAAGUUAUAAAGAAGUUUGUGUAUUUUAAAAACUUUUUAAUGGUUUUAUUUGGGAUAGAUGUAAUCAACCCCCUUUUCACGUUUUAUGAUGUGCAGGUGUUAAGUUGCUUUCUUACAAGUGGAAAUUCAGCCUGCAUUUAUUUUUAAAUGCAGUUAUUAAAACUUUUUUUUCUAUUCCCCAUCAGUGAAAAUUUUCAGUGCACAAAAUGGUGAAUCAUAAAACAGUUCAGCGCUUAUUUUCUGUGGGUUUUAGUAAAAUAUUUAUAAACUGACCACAGUAUUUAUACAUCAGGAUGGCAAAUUUACAUCGACCGCAAAUUUAAUCAUCUUUUCCAUUGUGUCUGUCCUCAGUGCCAUGCUUGUAACAUUGAUUAAUAGAAGGUGGACACUAGGCAAAUGGUAAUGAAAGGAAAAAAGUCCAUUCUUUAAUGAAGAAUUCGGGUACAUUAUCCACUUGUUAUUUUAUGGUCGAUCGUUUUCUCUUAAUGUUCAUUGUUAUUUGUUGGCAAAAUAAAAGUGCCUUAAGUUAAAAGUUUGUUUUGAGAUCCAUUAUAAAAAAAAUCAGUAUCAGUUCAUAAUGCAUUUAUUUACAAGUCCUUUUUUUUGCAUGUCUAUUAUAAAUUUAAUAUUGUAAGUGUAUUCAAAUUCAUUUACAUGCCUAUGGCUGCCUUUGAUUAAACUUCUUCCAAA
Globicephala melas (long-finned pilot whale) is the source of this 10275-nucleotide messenger RNA. RefSeq names its product mediator complex subunit 12L (gene MED12L). NCBI's taxonomy places the organism in Eukaryota, Metazoa, Chordata, Mammalia, Artiodactyla, Delphinidae. Gene Ontology annotation, molecular function: transcription coregulator activity; beta-catenin binding. Gene Ontology annotation, cellular component: mediator complex. The record is from RefSeq and is a predicted model, not a curated record. Gene Ontology annotation, biological process: regulation of transcription by RNA polymerase II.